Messenger RNA from Pseudophryne corroboree (corroboree frog), 1675 nucleotides. RefSeq names its product clusterin (gene CLU). Gene Ontology annotation, molecular function: misfolded protein binding. Gene Ontology annotation, biological process: positive regulation of proteasomal ubiquitin-dependent protein catabolic process; regulation of apoptotic process. NCBI's taxonomy places the organism in Eukaryota, Metazoa, Chordata, Amphibia, Anura, Myobatrachidae. The transcript is spliced from 9 exons. Gene Ontology annotation, cellular component: nucleus. The record is from RefSeq and is a predicted model, not a curated record. Bases 115 to 1455 code for a protein of 446 amino acids.
CAGGAUCUCUCUAUAUAAAUAUCAUAAGCAUCUCGGGACUUGCUGCAUAGACCUCUGCCUGCCAGGAUCUCAGGCUCUACGCAUUAGACAGCCAGUCAUCUUCCAGGUUACAAGAUGAGGACCAGUGCUGCCGCCCUCCUGCCGCUGGUGGUUCUGCUCAGCUCCUGCGAGGCUCUACUCUCUCCGGAGAGCCUGAAACAGAUCUCGGAGGAAGGGAGCAAAUACAUCACUGCGCAAUUUGAGAAUGCUCUGAACGGAGUCCGGCAGAUGAAGAUGAUCAUGGACAAAACAGGACAAGAGCAUCAGGAGAUAAUGCACUCGCUGGAGGAGACCAAGAGGAACAAGGAGGAUGCCCUAAAACAAGCGUUAGACUCUGAGCAGCAGCUGUCAGGGUCUCAGGAAAUCUGCAAUGACACUGUUCUGGCGCUGUGGGAGGAGUGUAAACCCUGCUUAAAGCAGACGUGUGUCAGGUUUUACUCUAAGACCUGCAGAAGCGGCUCCGGGCUGGUCGGCCGCCAGUUUGAAGACUUCCUAAACCGCUCUUCCCCAUUCUCUGUUUGGGUCAAUGGAGAAAAGAUAGACACCCUGACCAAGCUGGACGAGCAGCAGCACAUGACGCUGGAAGACCUAGAGGACGGCUACAGCAUUGUGGAGGACAGCGUGGAUGAGCUCUUCCAGGACAGCAUAAAGGCCUUUGCCCAAAUGAAACCGCUCUUUAGCAACCCAUUCCAGGGUGGGUUUAAUGCACCCCAGUGGAAUCCAUUCCCCUUCCAGAGGCCCAGCUUCCCAUCCUACUCCACCCGCAGGGAACGCUCCGCUCUCUUUGAUCCGUUUUUCACUGGAAACUUUGAAUCGCUCUUUGAAGCAGCUCAGAAAAUCAUGGAGAGGCAUCACCAGUUACUGCAACAGGGACCCCAGAUUGAUGGAGGAGGGCAGAGUAAUUCCACGGAUGACAAAGUCGUCUGCCGGGAACUCAGGCGCAAUUCUGCCGGCUGCUUGAGGAUGAGAGACAGCUGUGAGAAGUGCAAGGAAAUUCUGGCAAUUGACUGUUCGGGAAAAAAUCUGAUGCAAGAGAAAUUACAGGAGAGCUAUCAGGACUCAGUGCGCCUGGCGGAGAAGUUCACCCGACAGUACGACGACGUGCUGCAGGAGCUCCGCGAGAAGAUGCUGAACACUACCAGCCUUUUAGAAGACCUAAGCAAGAACUUUGGAUGGGUGUCCAAGCUGGCCAACAUCACUCGGAAUGACCAGAAUGGAAUAUUCCAAGUUUCUACAGCAUAUUCCAGCAGCGGGGCGACGCCGUCUGAGACCGCAGUGACUGUCAAACUUUUUGACUCUGAGCCCUUUACCUUCAACGUGCCUGGCAAUGUUCGAUUAGAGGACCCAAACUUUGGAGAACUGGUGGCUGAAGAGGCUUUAAAAAGGUUUAAAGCGGAAGUUGUUGAGAACGCCUGAUUGGACGUCACUGAAGCUGCUUCUUCUUAAACUGCACCUUUUGAAAAUGCAAUAGAGCCCAUCCGUACUGCCACGUUCCACUUACCUGGCGGGACCUACAGUAUAUCUUUAUCACUUUCCGUGUCCACCGAAUCUAACUACUGUUCUGUUACUACUACUAGCACUAAUGUUUUCUGCUUUUUGUAGAAUGUAAAAAAUGAAUAAAGGACAUUUCGUGUCA